UUCCUAAUAAUAAUAAUUUUAAGCUUAACCAACUGUACACUCUUCACUCGGUUCUUUACCUUUUCUUUUUGCUGUUGAUGCGCACUUGUUGUUAUUCAUUUCUCAAAUUCGUCUGGAAGGCGUAAGAUCGUUCGUGAUGACGUCACCAAAACAAGUGUUAAAGAGCGUCGGACCGAAAUUCGUCCCUUUCUUCAAGACGCUGGCCAUCUAUUUCGUCGUUUUCAUUCCGGAGGAGAAUCCUUCGCUUCUGGCCAUGUUUAUUAAAUGUUUGCCCAUCCUAAGUCUCCUACUCUUCGUGCUAAUGCACGGUAUGAGUCUUGGCAAUGAGUACACGUUUUCGCGUCGCAUUUUGAUCGGCCUCAUCUUUUCCUGCUUGGGCGACGGCCUGCUCGUCUGGCGUGAAUUUUUCCUCUACGGCAUGCUCGCUUUCGGCGUCGGUCACAUCUUUUUCAUCUCGGCUUUUGGUUUCAAGCCGCUCAACAUCCGCUUGGGUAUUCCGCUCUACAUCGCCUCAAUGCUCGGUUUCUCCAUCUGGCUGCCGCAACAAGCACUGAUUUACAAGCUGACCGUCCCUAUUUACACGGCACUCCUCGUGACAAUGGCGUGGAGAGCCACAGCCCGUGUCCGCUUCUUUGAGGAUCUGUGGACUUGGACCAAACUUUGCUCAUGUGUCGGAGGGUUCCUCUUCGUUAUAUCCGAUUCGAUCAUCGGUUUCCACAUGUUUUAUUCGCCCAUUCCUUACGGCCAAGUGUUGAUAAUGACGACUUACUACGCUGCCCAACUAGGCAUCGCACUCAGCGUUGUCGAUUCGAAAGCGAGUUACAUCCGGGAGGAAGAAGAAAGCCGGAAGAGACAGUUGCUAUUGGACGAAUCAGAGCAGGAACAAGAAUCGAUAAUCGGAGAGGGCACCGACCUCCGCCACAGACGACUGGGCACUGUUGGACAUUAAACGAAGGUCAUCUCAUUUGCAUUCCGAAUGCCGAAAAAAGGAAAAAACAGACGACCUGUAACAAAUUUUGAAUAAUUCAUUAAUCGUCUAGUCUUUUUUUUCUAGUUGUGAUUUAAUCAGAAUCCAUUAGGUUUUCUAAAUUCGGAUAAGUAACACGUUAUAUCUUGACCCAUAGUUGAAUUGUUAAAGGACCUGCGAAAUAUCUCUAUUACAAAGAAAGUACUGACUUCAA
Daphnia carinata is the source of this 1181-nucleotide messenger RNA. RefSeq names its product lysoplasmalogenase-like protein TMEM86A. The coding region runs from base 137 to 949 and encodes 270 amino acids. Gene Ontology annotation, cellular component: membrane. The record is from RefSeq and is a predicted model, not a curated record. The transcript is spliced from 6 exons. NCBI's taxonomy places the organism in Eukaryota, Metazoa, Arthropoda, Branchiopoda, Diplostraca, Daphniidae.